AGUUCGCCCUCGACUUUAUCCAUUGAUUUUUUUUGUUUGGUUUGUAUUUGAGUUGAGUUCGGUUCGGUGUGUGCAGUAGCUUUUGCUCAGUCUUGUAUCUGUAAAGUAUUUCCAAAUUCUAUUUAUUUUCCUAAUGAAAUUGGGGCGUGAAAAAUAAUAGAAAAAAAUCGGGCCCCGGAAAAUGUAUUUCCUCAUACCGUUCUCUUUUAUAUAAGUUCCUAAGCCAAUCGUGUGAAUGUCCUAUUUUAUUUUUAAAAAACUUUUGCUUUCUGUAUUUAAUUUGAGUUGUUGCAACAAAUAAAAGAAAUGUUUUGAUGUUGUCGGUGAUGUUAGGUUAUGUGCAUUAGCUGCAUCUAAAAAUUAAUCGUUUGGGGGGGCCCCAUUUUCCGUACUAAAAAUGAGCACCUGGGCGGCGAGAAUGCAUAGGCGCGCGGCAACUUUCAGUAACGUAGUCACGUCUUGCGGUCACCCUUCGGGCCCCUAUCCGAGGCGGCUAGAAAAAGUCAAAUUCGGGGUGCCUCUAGAAGAAGUGUGCAAAAACGACAUUCCCGGGCCCCUAUUGGUAUUAAUUUUGAAACUCAACAAAGAAGCUCCGUAUAGGAAAGACGUGUUCAGAGCCCCCGGUCAUCAAGGGGCCAUGAAAAAGCUCAUCCAUUUUUUGCAAACUGGCCGUCUUGUCAACAUGGACAAUUUCAGCGUCUACACCAUAGCCAGUGUACUGAAAAAAUUUCUUAGAAAAGUGCCUGGUGGCAUUUUUGGUAGGGAUAUCGAGCAGAAAUUUUUCGAAGUCAUCGAGAUACACGAUGUACAUCAACAAAGAGACGAAAUAUACAGAAUAAUCACAUCGCUACCGCCUUACACACAAAAACUGUUGGUACUUCUAUUUGGCACGUUCAGGGUGAUAGCUUCGAAUAGUGAAAAGGCCGGCACCGGAAUGACCGGGGAAGCCCUGGGAGUCAGCGUGGCGCCCAGUUUUUUCCAUUCGUGCGUCAGCGAUGGAAAAACUGCCAAAAUGGAGGAUGUCAUGAAGUUUAAGGUUGCUUCAAGAGUAAUGAAACAUCUAAUAGAAGAAUUUGCUUCUUCGAAUCUCUUUGGCAAAGACAACUACGAGUAUUACGCGCGAGUUACAGGCCGAGUACUGCGAGUGCAAGGCGAGUGGAUUUGCUCAUUCCAAUAUCCGCCUGCCAAGGGUAUGUACCCCAACGAAUACGUCGCUCUCGAGCGUUAUUUAUUAGGACACUUGUCGAUGGGCAAAGAGACUUGGUUGCUGUGCGAAAACCAUGGAGCUUACAUGGAAGCAUUGUCUCAAGGAGAAGAAUGCCAAUCGACUCCUGUUCUUUUGGAAGCAGGACUGCCGCCCCAAGUGAAUUCCUCGUCUUUGGGGAUGAUUGCCGAACACACCCUUUUAGAAUCUUGCACCAGAUUGUCAAUAUCUUUAGAGCAGAAUGGUUUGUUCCAAAACAACACGUCCCAUUCUUCAAGCACAAGUCAUUCCUCCAAAUACAGCCACAAUUGUUCAGGACCAAAAAUGACUUUGGAAGAACUGAAAGCUGUUAAUGCUUAUGCGGAAAGUACUAGAAGUCUUAGCUAUUUACCACAGGUCCACGAACGUCAAACUGAAAGAAUGAAAACUAGAUCUCAGUGGUUCCUAGGACCAUCAGUGGAUUGUGAAAGUUGCGGUGGUUCCUUGGAUAUUCCCCUAAAUAAAGCUGACGUUUCUGCUCUUACCAAUGCCCUACUUAGAAAGUCAUCAUCAGGAACUAUUGUGGGAGUUGCUGGAUUAUCAUUGAGCGCUGAAUCAAUCCAGAAAAGACCGAGCAUUAAAAGGGCAAAUUCCAGAGAUAAAAGAUACGUUCAAAGAUCUGCUAGUAGAAGAAAUAAAGAGAAUGGUUCAAGAUCUAGCAGUUUCAAGGGCCGUAAUGAACGAAGAGGUUCCAAUUCGCGUUCAAAUAGUUUCAAGCUGAAAUACGAAAACAUAUCCAGAUCGUGCAGUUUUAAAACUAAAGGCGAAUUGUGCUCGUGCCCAAUAGAAUCCCCUUCUAAUGGAGAAAAUGGUAAAGAAGAAACGCUAGUGCCAGAUACUGCCAAAACAAAAGAAACCAUUUGCGUCACUCUUACAUAUAAACCGCGCAUUUAAAAUUAUUAUUAAGACAUAAAUGUUUUUACUCCAAAGACAUUAAUUUAAAAUCCUACGCUUAUUAAAUUUAAGUGUGCAUCAAUGUGGCUCUUUCCUUAUGAAAAUUUUUAGGCCUAACUUAAAUGGAACUUAUUUUUCAUGAUUAUGGGGAAAAAAGUUGGCUUUUUUUAAUAUUUUUUCUUGCAGGGGUUAAUUUUUAUUUGUAGUACAAUCUUAAAACGUAAAAGACUGAUUUUGCAUUAAAUUUUUCUUAUUUCUUCCAUUUAAGAUACGCUCAUUUGAAUUACACUUAGUUGGUCCUAAAAGAAAAAGUACAUUUUAAAGGCUGUUUUGGUAUUCUGUUCUUACAAAUUCAUUUUAUGUGUAAUCCAAUAUUUGAAGACUUUCAUAGACUUGGUGGUUAUUGAAGAGCAAAAACUGCUGUCAAAUAUUUAGUUUCCAAAGUCUAGCAGUUUCUCAAAUUGCUCAAAUUUUGAGAAAUUGUAGCUGCUAACAUUUUGUAUUUUUAUUUAAAUUAUAUAAACGAUUUUUUUUUAUCUAUUUAAUAUUAUUAGCUAUUAUAAGAGAGACCAAAUUUUUUAAUAAAUAUUUUGUAUUGUUAAAAAAAAAAAUUGCAUUCCAAACAAACACGAUUGUAAAAGUAAUGAUAACAGAAAAAAAUUUGUCGUGUGUGUGCAUUUAUACGUAUUUUAAUAAAUUUCUUUGUAACUUUUAUAUAAAACAUUUACCUUUGAAUAAUAUAUUAUUAUAGUGGGAAAAAUGGUGUUCUUUUUCACCAAAAACAAAAAUUUGUACACAGUAUCUUGUCCUUUUUAUUGCACAAUUAUCUAAAAUUAGUACAUAAAAAUGUAGAUAAUAAUUAUUUUAUUUUUCUGUUUAGGUUUUAGUAAUUUUUACAAUUUGGUACCGAAUAUUUCUAGUGCCAUUUUAUAAAAUACUUGUAAGAUUGACAACACCAAAAACUAUAGAGCUUAGACUUUUUUUUAAUGCAGGGCAAUGUCAAUUUACACCCUGCUGUAUUCUUUUUUAUUGUUUUAUUUUUAUAAAUAAAUAUUCAAUGUGUAUUUAUGUGUAUAAGAAAACUAUUAUGAGUGUUAACUUUAUCGAUCUAAAUGGAAAAAGUUCACCAAAGAUAUUGUUGUAUAUGUUAUUUUUGACUUUGAAAAUUUUAAAUAAACAUAUUAACGUAAAUAAUUUAAGGUCUGUUUUAAAAAAUACCCAUAAAUUGUUCAUCUUGAUGAACUGAUCUAAUUCGAAAGUAAAAAACGCUGAAUUUUGGACAAAAUAAGCGUGAAAAUCCUAUUCUCAGAUCGCCUAAAGCCAAAAUUAAAUUAGGAACAUAUAAAAUAAAGUAAUAUGAUUUCUGAUAAUUUGAAAUUUUGAGUCAAAUUGAAUAGUUCAAAAAGCUCAUGCACUCUACUGAAAAAGUAUGAAAAUUCUAUUUGCAAUUCUCUUAAGAGUUGAAAUUUAAACUUAAAAUUGAAGCAAGAUUUGAAAUUAUUUCAACUGGUAAACCGUGAAAAUUCCAAGUCUCGUAAAACAAAAUUUAAACUUGGAAAGCGAGGAGUAAACCGCUGAAAAAAAUGUGUACACUAAUUCCCAGGAUUGUUACUAAUUCCUCUCAUUUCUUCUAAUUCCUUUCUAAUUCCCUCUAAUUCCCCUCUAAUUCCCACUAAUUCCCUUGUAAUUCCCCUAAUUUUACUAAUUCCUCACUAAUUCACCAAAUCCACCACGUAAACUUGGCCAACAUAAUAUGAUGUUAAAUAAAUCAAGCCUAAAUAUCUGGGUUUGCAGUAGGUAUUAAAAUAAAAAAAGCUGGAAAAGAUGAACAAUUUAUUCUCACAUCAAAAAACUUAUAAAAGAAAAUAAGAAUACUCGUUAUUUGUAUUAUAAAACUAAAGAUUGUUUCUGGUACCUACAUAUAACAAUAUUGGAAAAAAAUAAAAAAUUAUUGUUUUUUAAAUGCCUUAUACCUGCUCUUAAUAUUAACUUGGUCUGCUCGUUUUAACUCAAAUGGGCCUCCACCAAUUAAAUUAAUAGGUCCGUAGAAAAUAAAAUCUUUGUAAACGGUAUCAAUAUGUCUUCUUUUCGGGGCCAAAUAAAUGUGUCGAGCUCUGCUUUCAGAAACUUUAUUUUAUAAUAUCCUUUAUCUUCAAUUAUUCGACCAAUGAACCAUGAUUGGUCAUAGAAAACCGCAUAAUAGUUUUCUAAAUGUCGGCAGUUUCCGAUAAAUUUUCUGAUUGACACGGCAACAUCUCAUCUGAGUCGUCUAGUUCCAUCACGUCCCAAUCAGUGGAUGAGUCAGUGCUUGUGCCACUAGCUUGAUCCAUGGGUAGCUUCUGUUUAGUCUUUUUCAAGGUUGGCUCGGAGUUUUUGGAAGCUGAUUUCUCAGGUGUUUUCCGAGGUGCUUUCCUUGUACUGCCUAUAAAUCUUUUUAAUCGGUCAGUACUUACUCUACCGUUGGACUGAUCUAAAAGCCAGCAGUACGACGACUUUUUGAUAAUUGAGGUUUUUUUACCGAUAACUACUUUAAUAUACGGUGAUUUUUCCGAUACAACAUGCACUUUUCCGGAAAAGUCUUUUAAAUUUAUAGAACCCGUUUCCAAAGUAUCACCUUCGCCAUCUUCAUUAGAAAUCUCCGAGGAAAUAUUCUCCGAAAUUAAGUCCAUAACCUCGUUCAUAACUAUAUUGCUCUCAUCACUAAUAUUAUUUGUGUUUGCCACAUCAUGGUCAAUUUCAUUUUCUUCACAGUUCUCGCCAACUUCAACGUCGUCUUCGUUCAUGU
This is a messenger RNA of Ceutorhynchus assimilis (cabbage seed weevil), 4922 nucleotides long. The record is from the annotation of a GenBank genome assembly. Lineage: Eukaryota; Metazoa; Arthropoda; Insecta; Coleoptera; Curculionidae.